AUACCAGUCAGUCAGUCACCCCACUAGCUAAGUUUUGACAAACUCUUCUUCACAAAAUAUCUUUACAAAAAUCUCCUUAGACAACAAUGGCCGGAAAGAGCAAGAUUCUGGUGAUCGGAGGCACAGGCUACAUCGGAAAAUUCAUCGUUGAAGCAAGCGCCAAGGCGGGCCACCCUACCUUCGCCCUCGUUCGUGACGAGACGCUCUCUAACCCUGCUAAGGCUUCCAUCAUUGACAACUUUAAAAGCGUGGGUGUCUAUUUGGUCACGGGAGAUGUUUAUGAUCAUGAGAGUUUGGUGAAAGCAAUUAAGCAAGUAGAUGUGGUAAUCUCUACAGUAGGGUACCCUUUGUUUGCGGAUCAAGUGAAGAUCAUUGAUGCAAUUAAGGAAGCUGGCAAUGUUAAGAGGUUCAUCCCCUCGGAAUUUGGUGUGGAUGUGGAUCGUUCGAGUGCAGUGGAGCCUGCAAAAUCGAUGUUUGAACUCAAAGUCCAAAUCCGGCGAGCGAUCGAGGCUGCCGGAAUUCCUUACACUUAUGUGUCAUCCAACAAUUUUGCUGGCUACUUUCUCCCUACUUUCUCUCAGCCUGGAGUUACUGCUCCACCAAGAGAUAAAGUUGUCAUCUUAGGUGACGGAACUGCUAAAGCGGUGUAUAACAAAGAGGACGACAUUGGAACCUACACCAUUCGAGCAGUGGACGAUCCAAGGACCCUAAACAAGACUCUCUACAUUAAACCCUCUGGUAACACAUUGUCCUUCAAUGAGCUUGUUUUCUUGUGGGAGAAAAAGAUUGGUAAAACCAUCGAGAAAGAGUAUGUUCCCGAGGAACAGGUCUUGAAGAACAUCCAAGAUUCUCCACCUCCAGUCAAUGUAUUUUUGGCAAUUGGACAUGCUGUUUUUGUGAAAGGUGAUCAGACUAACUUCGAGAUUGAACCAUCGUUUGGAGUGGAGGCUUCUGAGCUCUAUCCUGAUGUCAAGUAUACCUCUGUGGAUGAGUACCUCAACCAGUUUGUUUAGCCAUCAAAAUAUCCCUGGUACUAAUUCCUGUUCAAGAUCCAAGUGUUUCUCCAACCUGGUUUUAAAGAGAGAAAUUCAUGAAAAAGUGUAUUAUGGGAUCACAUUUCCCAGGUUUCCCUUUUGAUUUUAAGAAUGUAAACGUUUGCUUUGUGUUAUAUGGAUGGAAGUCUAUAUAUAUCGCCGUUAAUUAGUGUCUUCAUAUGAAGUACUCCCUCCGUUCCGUAAUAUAGUGUUUGUUUUCUA
This is a messenger RNA of Spinacia oleracea (spinach), 1256 nucleotides long. RefSeq names its product phenylcoumaran benzylic ether reductase Pyrc5. Bases 87 to 1013 code for a protein of 308 amino acids. Gene Ontology annotation, molecular function: oxidoreductase activity. The transcript is spliced from 5 exons. Lineage: Eukaryota; Viridiplantae; Streptophyta; Magnoliopsida; Caryophyllales; Amaranthaceae. The record is from RefSeq and is a predicted model, not a curated record.